Fusarium verticillioides 7600 is the source of this 1432-nucleotide messenger RNA. Its product is annotated as glutathione S-transferase. The coding region runs from base 95 to 1252 and encodes 385 amino acids. NCBI's taxonomy places the organism in Eukaryota, Fungi, Ascomycota, Sordariomycetes, Hypocreales, Nectriaceae. Gene Ontology annotation, molecular function: glutathione transferase activity. The transcript has 3 exons. Gene Ontology annotation, cellular component: cytoplasm. The record is from RefSeq and is a predicted model, not a curated record.
CCGAUCAGAUAUCAUGGCAUGAUUUGCUUAUAUACCAAUCUUGGGGAACAUUUAAUAACUGGAUGCACACCUCAUUUUCUCUUAAAUAGUUGGCAUGAAACCUCCAUCUUUACGUAUCUUGAGUCUCAAGCCAUACAGGCCGCAUAUCAUCCCAAAGCAGAAUACCGUCCGAUCCUUUUCUUCGAGUUAUCAAUUCUCCAAAAGCAUUUCUUCCUCGAACAUCAGAAACAUGGGUGACCAGCCAGAUGAGAUCAGGCUCCAGCCAACCAAGGACGGCUCUUUCAUUCGACCCGACAGCGCCUUUCGCAGUUUCGUAUCAAAAGACCCAGAUUCUCAGUUCCCCGCUGAGAAUGAUCGCUAUGCACUCUAUCUCAGCCCAGGAUGUCCAUGGUCUCAUCGCGUCAUGAUCGUGAGAAGUCUCAAGAAACUCGACGAUAUGAUCGACCUGUAUAUCUGCUCACUCACUAUGGGCAAAGAUGGUUGGUUUUUCGAUGACAGCCCAGAAGCAGCCAAGUAUGGUGUACUCCCCAAGGAUCCACUAUAUGGCUUCGACACAUUGAAGCAACUAUAUCUCAAUGCCAACCAAAAUUAUGAGGGUCGCUACACCGUGCCCAUCCUUUGGGAUAAGAAGACUCACACCAUGGUCAGCAACGAGUCCAGUGACAUCAUUCGGAUGCUCUACACGGAGUUCGACCACCUUCUUCCGGAGGAAGAGCGUGAAAGUCACAAACCCGGACGCGAACUCUACCCAGAGCACUUGAAAGAUAAUAUCGAUGAAAUCAACGAAUGGGUCUACGACACUGUCAACAAUGGCGUAUACAAGACAGGAUUUGCCACGUCUCAAGCUGCAUAUGAAGAAAAUGUCGUAAAGGUCUUCAAGUCACUCGAUCGACUCGAAAGAAUCCUCGACGACGGUCCCUUUCUUCUCGGUCAGCACAUUACCGAGGCUGAUAUCCGUCUCUUCCCAACCAUUCUUCGUUUUGACGUUGCGUACGUUCCUAUCUUCAUGUGCAAUCUUGGAACCAUCAGGGAUCACUAUCCGAACUUGCAUCUCUGGUUGAGGAGACUUUACUGGGACAAUAGCUUCAGAACUCAUGGCGCGUUUCGAAAGACAUCGGAGACUUGGAUUGGGAAGUACAAGACUGGUUAUGCAAAUGCUAGACGAAGGAUUCUUGGUAUCACUGGGCCGGACAUUGUCCCCAAGGGUCCUCUGGUGUUGAUUCACGAGUUGGAAGAGGGAGAGAGGCUUUAGGCCUGAUCAUGAAAUAUGACGAUCGCUGAAAUAUGGCGAUCGCUGAAAUAUGACACUAGCAGUGAUAUACAUGAUAUUGCUUUGUGCACUUAUGAUUAUGGAUUUUUACAUGUCGAUUAGACUUAGUAAGUGAGAUAGCUUGCUUAACCGCCGUGUUCCUAUACCAGAUCGUGAUACGCG